GUUGUGCCGAAUGUAACGUUCUGUCAGUUUUAUUGAUUAGUAAAGAUAUAUUGAAAUAUGGCUAUAUUUGAUUUUUGGUCUGGAAUUUAUCUCGCUUCGUCGCAAGCCCCAUCAUACGGAUAUUGGGGCUGUGAUUAGCUUGAAAACAAAGCGAACUAACUAUAUUAACUUACAGUCGUUUCAGUUAUCGUUGUUACAUUCUGUAUCGAAAGACAUUGGUUUCUCAGAUAACUAGUAGCUGAGCGACAAUUGAAGCAAUAUGUCGUCGGAGGAAUUCGAGAAGUUGCACGAAGUCUACAGAUCACUGUACGAAGAGCUUAAGCUAAUGCCAGAGAGAGCUAUAAAAUGUCACGGAGAGGAGAGGAAGAGGCUGGUGAGAACUUUCGAUGAGAGAAAUGGGGAAGCCGAGGAAGUGUUACAAGGAAUGGAAGAUGAGCUGCGUGCUGCCCCUUCCUCUUACCGAAAUGCGAUGAGUACAAAGCUGCGCCUCUACCGCAGGGAUCUGGGUAAGCUGCAGCGGGACAUGAAAAACUCUGCUUCUAGCUCUGGCUCCUCUUUCCAACCAGGGGAAGGAAGUCAACAUGGAAUCUAUUCAUCACAAAAUCAACAAAGUAGACACUUGCAGUCUCAGAGAGCCUUGCUGCUCCAGGGCACAGAGUCUCUGAACACUGCCAGCCAAAGUAUUGAACGAAGCCAUCGCAUCGCCGUUGAGACGGAGCAGAUUGGCACGGAUAUCAUCGAGGAGCUGGGAGAACAGAGGGAACAGCUGGACCGCACUAGAAACAGAUUGGUGAAUACUGGAGAGAACCUCAGUCGAAGUCGAAAAAUUCUACGUGCCAUGUCACGGCGGCUGGUGACCAACAAGUUGCUUUUGGGUGUCAUAAUUGUAAUGGAGCUGGCCAUCCUGGGCGCUGUGAUUUACCUGAAGUUCUUCCGAAAAUAAGAGCUGUACCACUUGAAAACUGUCUAAGCUCUAGAUCCAGAGCAAACCAGGACUCUCUACAUCUGUCUGCACUGACUGUCCACUCCAGUAGCAAUAAUGCUGUUGUGCUGUAUUCAGCCAAUUGUGAGUGCAAACAGGGACAAUGAGAUGCCUUUGAGAUGGGUUUCUGUUCAUGGGUACAUGAAAUUUAUUUGACAAGAAUGAUGAAUUGUUGAACCUGUUAAUGGACCAAACCCACAGAAGCUCUAACUAUGAACUGAGAUUUGCACUGUUGUAUCAGACUGUUAAUGCUGGUGAUGCACUGCAGGAUGAUUUUCUGGACCUGGCUGCUGCAGAUCCCAGCGAUGAUUCUUUGUGAAGUUGUAGACAAGUCAGGGUUUGCUUCCACCCCCAUGUGUAGAUUCCCUGGUGGUGUUAUGUAUGAAAUAUUAUGGACACAGCAGUUCUGUGAGCUUUAUAAAUUCUCAGAUUGGGAUUCUUUACAAAUAUCAUUCAACACAGUUGUGUUGUGGAUUAUCUUUCUAAUAGUGAACAGCAGUAUGUAAUGAAAUGGCUCCAGUUUAAUCUGUUUUGUAAUGUGUUCCAGUACAGUAUCCAAAAAGCUCUAUUAAGCUAUUUUUUCCAGUUCUGAGUGCUGAGACCUUAGGACAAAUUUUUCUGUCAGAGGGGUGAAUGUGAAAAAUAGAUGCAAUGUUCUUUAUGGUUAAUGAUGUUGGGUAAUUGCUGUAUGAUCGAAAUAGGCUUCAGUGUUCCUUAUUUGGAAAGUCUCCACAUGAUUAAAGCUAAUAUUUAACCACACUUUGGAUUUUAUCUGGUGU
Messenger RNA from Monopterus albus (swamp eel), 1761 nucleotides. It is a transcript of the gene vti1b, whose product is annotated as vesicle transport through interaction with t-SNAREs 1B. Gene Ontology annotation, molecular function: SNARE binding; SNAP receptor activity. Gene Ontology annotation, biological process: Golgi to vacuole transport; intra-Golgi vesicle-mediated transport; macroautophagy. The record is from RefSeq and is a predicted model, not a curated record. Gene Ontology annotation, cellular component: ER to Golgi transport vesicle membrane; late endosome membrane; SNARE complex. The transcript has 6 exons. The coding region runs from base 260 to 943 and encodes 227 amino acids. Lineage: Eukaryota; Metazoa; Chordata; Actinopteri; Synbranchiformes; Synbranchidae.